Orbilia oligospora ATCC 24927 is the source of this 492-nucleotide messenger RNA. RefSeq lists its product as uncharacterized. Gene Ontology annotation, molecular function: hydrolase activity. The record is from RefSeq and is a predicted model, not a curated record. NCBI's taxonomy places the organism in Eukaryota, Fungi, Ascomycota, Orbiliomycetes, Orbiliales, Orbiliaceae. The transcript has 2 exons. The coding region runs from base 1 to 492 and encodes 163 amino acids.
AUGGCCUUUUCAUUCCCCAAAUUCCUACUAUGGUUCUGGACACACAGGAAAUCCGUCUCCCUCCCCAUAAUCACCAAGUUCUUCAAAUCCCUUCGUGAGGAACUCAAUUCCACACCUGGUGGUGGUGGUGGGAAACUCGGUGUGAUCGGAUUCUGCUGGGGUGGCAGGCAUGCCAUACUGAUGAAUCCCUACGUGGAUGCUAUAUACUCCGCCCAUCCCAGCUUUUUAAAGGUACCUGCCGAAGUUGAGGCGGUAACGAAACCCAUCUCGUUCGCCGUGGGCGAUAAAGAUAUCGUUUUACCCAUGAAGCAGGUGGAGAGGAUUAAGGGGAUUUUGAAGAAGAAGGAGGGGUUGGAUUCUGAGGUGGUUGUCUAUGAGGGCAUGGAGCAUUCGUUUGCCGUUCGAGGAAACCCUGCAAUCGAAGCUACAAAGAAAGGACUGGAAGGAAGUGAAACACAGGCAGUAGAAUGGUUCAUUAAACAUCUGGCUUAA